Molecule: messenger RNA, 345 nt
Organism: Suillus subaureus
Lineage: Eukaryota; Fungi; Basidiomycota; Agaricomycetes; Boletales; Suillaceae
Exons: 1
Source: RefSeq, a predicted model, not a curated record
GUUCGCAUAAUUUCACAGCACAACAUCACAUGUGAGGAGCUUCAAGUUGCUGCUAGAUUAUUAGUGGAAUUCAUCAAGGAAUUCUACCACCAGCGCAGGCUUAAAUGGAUUCACUUCAUACAGCAGAGCAUUCACGCUCUCAGACACUAUGCUAAUGAAGUUGCAAAAAAGGGUCCUUCACAGUGGACCAUGGAGUGCAUGAUCGGGAACCUCAUUAGCAAGAUUCAUCAGCCAUCAAACCCAUAUGCUAAUCUCGCACAGCAUGCCAUUCAUCAUGCUCAACACAACACUUUGAUGAUUAUGAUUCCAACUCUCAAUCCCAACUACAACAAACUAUUGUAUUGA